Molecule: messenger RNA, 1245 nt
Organism: Lathyrus sativus (Indian pea)
Lineage: Eukaryota; Viridiplantae; Streptophyta; Magnoliopsida; Fabales; Fabaceae
Source: the annotation of a GenBank genome assembly
AUGCCAAGACCAAGAAUCAUGAGACCGAAUAUCGUUUCUGAGGCAGGGUUGUCUACUAGGGUGAAUCAGUAUUGGGAAAGCAUUCCAUUUCUCACUUCUGCAGUAGUUAUUGUCUGUGGAGUAAUUUACUUUGUUUGUCUCUUGGUUGGAUAUGAUUCCUUUGCUGAGAUAUGUUUCUUGCCCUCUGCUGUUGUAACCCAAUUUCAAGUUUACAGGAUUUAUACUUCCAUUUUUUUCCACCUUUCGAUGCUUCAUGUUCUUUUCAACAUGAUGGCUUUUAUUCCUUUGGGAUCUGAGCUGGAGAGGAUCAUGGGAUCUGUUCGCUUGCUGUAUCUUACUAUUUUGUUGGCUACGAGCAACGCUAUAUUCCAUGUUCUCGUAGCAGUGUUGGUGAAAUAUAAUCCUUUUGUUACGAAUGUUUACCUCAUGAAUGAGUGUGCUGUUGGGUUCUCAGGAGUUCUGUUUUCGAUGAUUGUUAUAGAGACAAGCUUGAGUGGAGUUCAAUCGCGGAGCGUGUUUGGGUUGUUUAAUGUGCCUGCCAAGUGGUAUGCAUUUUUUUUGUUGGUAGUGUUCCAGCUCCUCAUGCAAAAUGUCUCCCUACUCGGACACCUUUCUGGCAUUGUAUCUGGGUUUGCUUAUACAUAUGGUUUGUUUAAUUUCCUCAUACCCGGGCCAUCCUUUUAUUCUUCAAUUGAAGCCUCCUCCUGGCUUUCAUCAUGUGUGAGACGUCCUAAAUUUAUUGUUUGCACUGGUGGAAAUCCUUCUAGCCAUAUCCCUACACAAACAAGCCAAAACUCAACCUCUGGAGGAUUAUUUUCCGGAAAUAUUUGGAGGAACCUAUCAUCAUGGAUGCCUCGAAGGGAAGCCCAGCCUCUGUCAGUUGAGGACAGUAGGUUCCCUGGGAGGGGAAGGACCCUCGGUGCUGUUCAAGGUCAAACUGCUUCUGGUUUUCAUUCCGAUUCAAAUCUUCAAGCUAGACUCUUGGAGGACAGUAGUCCUGAUCAUAUUUCAGAUUCACCCAUUCUGAAUACUACUCAAAGGUCAACAGAAGGAAGGCAUCCAGUCGCUAAUGUAGCUACAACAGGAGCGGGUGUUCCACAUCAUCAGGUAGCAGUUGUUUCAGAAGACGAGAUUAAAAAACUUGUAGCAAUGGGCUUUGAUAGGACGCAAGUGGAAGUGGCGCUGGCAGCUGCUGAUGGUGAUCUUAAUGUAGCAGUGGAAAUACUCAUGAGUCAGCAGGGUUAA